CAGGCCAGGUCGGAAAAGGGCAGAUAGAUAUUUUCCCCUACCCUCCCCUGGUUGCACCCUGCUCCUUUAGGCAUCUGCCUUUGUUGCUUCGGUUGUCCUCUUCCUCCUCUCGCCGCUCCCUCCUCCGCUUCGGCUUCUCUAGGGUUUCUCGCAGCACGCACGCGCGCAUCUAACACUAUCAACCGCCAAUCCGACUGCUUCUCGCAUCGCGCAUCCGAGCCCACGGCCAGCUUCUGUAGGCUCUCUCCACCGCCCUCCGCGCAGAGCACGCAUCCGUCCAGAUCCAGGCUCUCUCGUCGUCAUCGUCGUCGCUGGCGUGGAGUGGAGAUCCGCCCGGACUUGGAUUGGUUUCUCCCGUUGUCGGCCUUAACGAUCAGCAGUAGCACCUUCAUCAAAGGCCUCUUUGCAAAAUUAUGCGAUCCUCAUGGGCUGAUUCAGUUGCGAACGCCGAGGAAUCGGCGCCCGCGACUGUUACUGCUGCUGCCCCCGUUGCUGCUCACCAGAACUCGCGCCCUACCCUCAGCUCGUACGUUCCUCCUCACCUCCGUGGCCGCUCAGCUGGUCCUCCAUCUGAGAACCAGGCCCCAUCUUCGGUGCCUGCUCCAGCUCCAGGACCAGCUGACGUACGAUCAGCUGCUGUGCAUCCUUCUGGGUACGCAGCUGCUGUUGGAGGUGGCUCUCGUUGGGCUGGCCCUAUUGGUGGUGGUGGUGGCAGUGCUGUAGGUGGUCCGCGCAAGGGUGGUGGCGGUGGCCGCGGUGGGGAUGGCGGUUGGAACACCCGCCCUGGCUGGGACCGCAGAGACCGUGAACCAAACCCUUUUGCUGAUAGCGAGGCUGCAGAUGUUGAUUUUGAGAGUCAGGAGAGCACAGGCAUCAACUUUGAUGCAUAUGAGGAUAUCCCUGUGGAGACAAGUGGCCAUGAUGUCCCUCCACCUGUCAACACAUUUGCAGAGAUUGAUUUGGGUGAUGCACUGAAUGAGAACAUACGGAGGUGUAAGUACGUGAAACCAACACCAGUGCAACGACAUGCCAUUCCAAUCGCCAUUGCGGGGCGGGAUCUCAUGGCCUGUGCUCAGACAGGGUCUGGGAAGACCGCAGCCUUUUGUUUCCCGAUCAUCAGUGGUAUCUUGAACUCAAGGCCACCGCAGAGGCCAAGAGGUUCAAGGACUGCAUAUCCUGUUGCACUGAUAUUAUCCCCUACUCGUGAGCUUUCUGUGCAAAUUCAUGAAGAAGCAAAGAAGUUCUCAUACCAGACUGGUGUUAAGGUGGUUGUUGCAUAUGGUGGAGCACCAAUACAUCAACAGUUGAGGGAAUUGGAAAGAGGUGUUGAAAUCCUUGUGGCAACUCCUGGUCGUUUGAUGGAUCUGCUAGAGAGGGCUAGAGUAUCACUACAAAUGAUAAAGUACUUAGCUCUUGAUGAAGCUGAUCGAAUGCUCGAUAUGGGGUUCGAACCACAGAUACGUAAAAUUGUUGAGCAGAUGGACAUGCCACCUCGUGGUGUGAGGCAGACAAUGUUGUUUAGUGCUACUUUUCCAAAAGAGAUUCAGCGACUAGCUUCAGAUUUUCUUGCAGACUACAUUUUCCUUGCUGUUGGAAGAGUUGGUUCAAGUACUGAUUUGAUUGCCCAGAGGGUAGAGUUUGUCCUUGAAGCAGACAAAAGAAGUUACCUCAUGGACCUUCUUCAUGCACAAAAAGCUAGUGGUUCUCAUGGGAAGCAAUCUCUCACAUUGGUUUUUGUGGAGACAAAGAGGGGAGCUGAUGCUCUGGAGGAUUGGCUGUAUAAAAAUGGGUUCCCUGCGACAAGUAUUCAUGGUGACCGGACACAACAGGAAAGAGAGUAUGCACUGAGGUCAUUUAAGAGCGGAGCAACUCCCAUACUCGUUGCAACUGAUGUGGCUGCCCGUGGACUUGACAUACCACAUGUCGCCCAUGUCAUCAAUUUUGACCUCCCAAAUGAUAUAGAUGACUAUGUUCAUCGUAUUGGGAGGACAGGCCGAGCGGGGAAAUCUGGUUUGGCAACUGCCUUUUUCAACGAGGGCAACAUAUCACUGGCAAGGCCACUGUGUGAACUAAUGCAGGAAGCUAACCAGGAGGUCCCUCAAUGGCUUGAGCGCUAUGGUGCCCGUUCUUCGUAUGGAGGUGGGGGUGGUAGAAACCGCCGAUCAGGUGGUGCUCGAUUUGGUGGCCGCGACUUCCGCCGAGACCGAGACUUCAGGGGAGGAGGUGGUGGUGGUGGUGGGUAUGGUGGUGGAGGUUACGGAGGUGGUGGAUACGGUGGUGGCCAAGGCGCAACUAGUUCCUGGGACUAAAUACUGACUCCCAGUCAUCGUGAGAAUUGAGAUGAAAUGACCGUAUUCUAUUGACUUGACUGAAGCAGAUAUCGAGUUUGUAGUCACCCUACGGUGGUUCGUAUGUUGCUGGAGAAGGCCCUGUUUUUACCUUAUUUAUGGUUGGUUAACGGCAUAUUGCUGCGUCUAUUACCCUGUGCUGGGCCUUUUUUCUUGCCGAGCGCUGUGCUCGGGUGGGGUAAUUAUCUUGUUCUUUUGCCACUCACUGUUCCUUGUUUUGGAUGCUGUGCAUUAUUGGGUGGUGGGAAUGUUAUCAUUGUUUUUGCGAUCGAUGGA
Messenger RNA from Phragmites australis (common reed), 2624 nucleotides. RefSeq names its product DEAD-box ATP-dependent RNA helicase 37. The record is from RefSeq and is a predicted model, not a curated record. Gene Ontology annotation, cellular component: nucleus. The transcript is spliced from 7 exons. Lineage: Eukaryota; Viridiplantae; Streptophyta; Magnoliopsida; Poales; Poaceae. Gene Ontology annotation, molecular function: RNA helicase activity; ATP binding; RNA binding. The coding region runs from base 414 to 2309 and encodes 631 amino acids.